UGGGAAACGUAGUCUGGCGUUCCGGCGGAGGUGGCGGGCAGAGCGGCAUCCGUACUGGCUGCCGGGACUAGCUCUGGGCGAGGCUCUGCCUCUUCCUGUCCACCCUGUAGGAAGAACCCCACAGGAAGGAAGGUAAAGGCAAUGGCUGCUGGGCCUCUGCCAUUGGGAGCUCAGUUUCAGGAGUCAGUGACAUUCAAGGAUGUGUCUGGAUUUCACUUGGGAAGAGAGGAUUCAUCUACAUUUCGCUCCAAGGAAGUUGUAUGGGAAAGUGAUGCUGGAGAACUACAGGUCUUGGUUUUGCUGGGGCAUCAGCUUUCCAAACCAGAUGUGACUUCUCAGCUGGAACAAGAAGAACUGAGCCACAUGACAAAAGAACUCCCAGGAUGCAUCUCUCCAGAUUUUAUUCAGUGUUGCUGCCAGACUGAGCUACCAUUUGGUCUUAUUAUUCUACCCAAAACCAUGACAAGAAAGUAUCGCUUGAGUGCCACACUCGGCAGUUCCCCAGUCACCAUCUGAUGUGCUCCUCAGAACAGUCGAAGGCACUGGAAAACAAGACUUGAAACCAAAGAGUCAACUCUAAAGCCAAACAUUACUGAAGAUUUAUCCUAGAGAGUAAUAAUGGAAAGGGAAGUUCUCUGGCAUUCUUCUUUAGGGAAGACCUGGGAACCUGAUAAUUGGUUAGAGGGGCAACAAAAAAACCAGGAUAGACAUCUGGGCCAAGUUGCAGUUACCCAUAAGGAAACCCUCACUGAGAGAAGGGUAUGUGGAGGAAAUGAAUUUGAAAGAUGUUCCAGUCAGGGUUCAAUCAUUGAUACACAACAAAAUAUUCCUAUGGGAAAAAGGCCCUAUAAUCAGAGUCCACAUGGAAAAGAUAUCAAACAAAAUUGUGAAUUAAUUAAAACUCAAAGAAUGUUUGUAGGAAAGAAAAUAUAUGAAUGUAAUGAAUGCAGGAAAGCCUUCAGCCAGAGUUCAUCUCUUCUUAAGCACCAGAGGAUUCAUACUGGGGAAAAACCCUUUAAGUGUAAUGUAUGUGGGAAGCACUUCAUUGAACGCUCCUCCCUUACUGUACAUCAAAGAAUUCACACUGGAGAAAAGCCCUACAAAUGCAAUGAAUGUGGGAAAACCUUCAGUCAAAGCAUGAACCUCACUGUUCAUCAAAGAACUCAUACUGGAGAGAAACCCUAUCAGUGUAAAGUGUGUGGAAAAGCUUUCCGCAAGAAUUCAUCCCUUAUUCAACAUGAAAGGAUUCAUACUGGAGAGAAACCCUACAAAUGUAAUGAAUGUGGGAAAGCUUUUACCCAAAGUAUGAACCUCACAGUGCAUCAAAGAACUCAUACAGGAGAAAAACCCUAUGAAUGCAAUGAAUGUGGAAAAGCCUUCAGUCAAAGUAUGCAUCUUAUUGUACAUCAGAGAAGUCAUACUGGAGAAAAACCUUAUGAGUGUAGUGAAUGUGGAAAAGCCUUUAGUAAGAGUUCAACUCUUACCCUACAUCAACGAAAUCACACUGGAGAAAAACCCUACAAAUGUAACAGAUGUGGGAAAUCUUUUAGCCAAAGCACAUACCUUAUAGAACAUCAGAGACUUCAUUCUGGAGUAAAACCUUUUGAAUGUAAUCAGUGUGGAAAAGCUUUCAGUAAGAAUUCAUCACUUACUCAACAUCGGAGAAUUCAUACUGGAGAGAAACCUUACGAGUGUAUCAUUUGUGGAAAACAUUUCACUGGACGAUCAUCGCUUACUGUGCAUCGAGUUAUUCAUACUGGGGAGAAACCUUAUGAAUGCAAUGAAUGUGGAAAGGCCUUCAGCCAGAGUGCAUACCUUAUUGAGCAUCAAAGAAUUCAUACUGGUGAGAAACCCUAUGAAUGUGAUCAGUGUGGCAAAGCCUUCAUUAAGAAUUCAUCCCUUAUAGUGCAUCAGAGAACUCAUACAGGAGAGAAACCCUAUCAGUGUAAUGAAUGUGGGAAAGCCUUCAGUCGGAGUACAAACCUUACACGACAUCAGAGAACUCAUACGUGAGGAAAGUUUUCAUUGGGCUCUUUACUAUGAUUAACUUUCCAGUGAUAAUCAGAUAAGUUAUGUAAUAUAGAAACCUAAUAAAUGUAGUGAUUUUGGAAAUUUUUUAAAUGAAGUAUAUACCAUAUCAGAUAAUACAGACCACUGUAGAGAAACCAUAUAAAAGUGGAAAGAUCUUGAUUGAUUCAGAAAGUAAAACUUUAUAACAGAAGGUUUAAGUAGCUAAUAUUCUAAACAAUGGGGAUUCAUGCUGAAGAUAAGUUCUGUUGUAUCAUACUGCAGACUCUCCAUUGGGUAUCAGAGAAUUCACACUGGAGAGAAAAUGUGAGAGUGCUUAACUGGACAGCCCCAAGACCCGGUAUGUACUCUGAUCUGCCGCUGACUUGGACAAGUCACCUACUUUCACCAGGUCACAGUGUCCUUAUUUGGUAAAUGAGGGAUUUUGGAUUUAGAAGGUCUCCAGAUACAUAUGCAUUCUGAAAAGCUACAAACCUAUAACUACAAUAAAUGGUGGGA
Messenger RNA from Hipposideros armiger (great roundleaf bat), 2526 nucleotides. It is a transcript of the gene ZFP2, whose product is annotated as ZFP2 zinc finger protein. The transcript is spliced from 6 exons. The record is from RefSeq and is a predicted model, not a curated record. Lineage: Eukaryota; Metazoa; Chordata; Mammalia; Chiroptera; Hipposideridae. Bases 619 to 2013 code for a protein of 464 amino acids.